This is a messenger RNA of Cladocopium goreaui, 1080 nucleotides long. The record is from the annotation of a GenBank genome assembly. Lineage: Eukaryota; Dinophyceae; Suessiales; Symbiodiniaceae.
AUGGACAGACGCUUUCAACGGCAGCUCCGGAGCGAGUCACGACGACCACGGCAACGAGGUCCACUCGAUGGCGAGGAAGCGCAGCCGCAGGUUCACAGAAACGCGCUGAUCAUGUUUGCCUCGAAGGUGACCGGCAAGGUCAUUGAAGAUCAGGACGACUAUUGGCCAAUCUUUGUGAUACUGGAAGCGCUGCUGACCUUCAUUCUUUGGGUGAUUGGUGCGACCAGCGAAGAAGAGUUCUUCUCUGCAAAAGCGGGCUUGGACUCGAUCUUUCCUGGCCGGACGAACAUGGCCACUCAUCAGGACUGUGCAGACUUGCGAUUCCAAGUUUGGAGAUGGUUGACGUAUCAGUUUAGCCAUUCCGGUCUUUCGCAUUUGGGUCUCAAUAUCUUCAUGCUGUUGGUGGUGGGCAUUCGUCUGGAGAGAUAUCAUGGGCACUGGCGCACUUUGGUGAUCUUCAAUCUGGGCGUCAUUUGUGCCGCCUUCAACUUCGCAGUGAUCGAUGGACACGCUAGCCUCAUAGGCAUGUCUGGUGGCGUCUACGCUUUGAUGGGCAUGACCUUUGGCUCCUUGAUCCUGAACUGGCACGACACGCGCUACCGUCGACCCGAGCUGUUCAUGCUAGUGCUUCUCUUUCUCUUGGACUUGGCUUUCGCUUAUUUCGAUAGCACGUCUGCCGAUAGUGAGACCAGUCACUCUGCGCAUUUUGGUGGUUAUGCUGCUGGCGUCAUCCUGGGUGUUUUGGUGGGUCGCAACCUGGAUGAAGAAGAACAGAUCCAGCACGCGAAGACGUUGCGAUGUGAGCGCAUUCUGCAAGGGAUUUUCGCCAGUACAGGUGCAGUGGCCUUGUUGUUGGUCUUCGCUUGGAUGGCGCAGUGGCCUCCGAGGACUUUGAGUGACACAACUCCCUGGUGCUGGAAUCGACAAGUCUUUAAUCAGUCGAUGUUUCCUGAUGAGUUCAGAUACCAUUGUGUCAGAUGCCAAGACCAGCAAUGCAUCAGUAUGUUCGAGGCCAUGCCAAACACUGAGAAGGUGAGUUUUCGCAUUUGCCAGCAAGCUGGCUGGAGCUACAGUCAAUGA